This is a messenger RNA of Carlito syrichta (Philippine tarsier), 1119 nucleotides long. It is a transcript of the gene ODAD3, whose product is annotated as coiled-coil domain containing 151. Gene Ontology annotation, cellular component: cilium. The transcript is spliced from 8 exons. The record is from RefSeq and is a predicted model, not a curated record. NCBI's taxonomy places the organism in Eukaryota, Metazoa, Chordata, Mammalia, Primates, Tarsiidae. The annotation marks the transcript as partial. Gene Ontology annotation, biological process: outer dynein arm assembly; cilium movement.
AUGACGUCUCCCCUGUGCAGGCUGGCCUCCACCAACCCCCCGGCUACUCAAGACCAGGUUUCGACGCCAUCUUCCAAGGUCAAGGGCAUGAAGGCUCUGGUCAAGCCCGGCCGCCCCCGAGGCAAGAGCGCAACACAGGCCUGGCCCCCACACCGUUCCAAGGCGGGACCCUUCCACAGCGGUGUAGGGAAGCCGACUGUGCAUUCUCAGGUGGUUGAGUUACACAGAAAGAUCCAACUGUUAGAGGGUGACCGGAAGGCCUUUUAUGAGCGCUCCCAGGGUACCAUCAAGAAGAACCAGGAGACCAUCAGCCAACUCCGAAAGGAAACUAAGGCUCUGGAAUUACAGCUGUCAGACCUGCUCAAGGGAGAGGAGAAGGUGGUCCAGGCAGUGAUUCAGGAAUGGAAGGCAGAGAAGCCAUACCUGAAGACCAGGACAGGCCAGCAGGCCCUAGAGCACCUGGACCACCGGCUGAGCGAGAAGGUGAAGCAGCUGAACGCGCUGCGGCACGAGGUGGUGUUGCGGCAGGGCCGGCUGGACGAGCUCCGGCAGCAGCACAGCCUGCGCUGCCUGGAGAUGGCCGAGGCGCAGGACAGCAACACUGAGGUGGCCAAGACAAUGCGGAACCUGGAGAACCGACUGGAGAAGGCCCGGAUGAAGGCGGAGGAGGCGGAAUACAUCACCAGUGUGUACCUGCAGCUCAGGGCCUACCUACAGGAGGAGAGCCUUAACUUGGAGAACCGGCUAGACUCCAUGGAGGCCGAGGUGGUGAGGAUCAAACACGAGCUGGAGGAACUGCACGUGGUGAACCGAGAGGCCCUCAACGCCCGGGACAUUGCCAAGAACCAGCUACAGUAUCUGGAGGAGACCUUGGUGCGAGAGCGCAAGAAACGUGAACGCUACAUAAGCGAGUGCAAGAAGCGCGCGGAGGAGAAGAAACUGGAGAACGAGCGCAUGGACAAGCAGACCCAGCGCGAGCACCUGAUGCUGCAGUCGGAUGACUCGACCCAGGACGGCCAGCACGCCAAGGAGGAGGAGCUGCGGCGGCGCUGGAGCAUGUACCAGAUGGAGGUGUUCUUCGGCAAAGUCAAGGACGCCACCGGCGCAGUCGAGUCGCAU